Molecule: messenger RNA, 2377 nt
Organism: Ananas comosus (pineapple)
Lineage: Eukaryota; Viridiplantae; Streptophyta; Magnoliopsida; Poales; Bromeliaceae
Product: succinate dehydrogenase [ubiquinone] flavoprotein subunit, mitochondrial-like
Exons: 16
Coding region: 158-2059 (633 amino acids)
Biological process (GO): mitochondrial electron transport, succinate to ubiquinone; tricarboxylic acid cycle
Molecular function (GO): electron transfer activity; succinate dehydrogenase (quinone) activity; flavin adenine dinucleotide binding
Source: RefSeq, a predicted model, not a curated record
CCUCCCACGGGAGUCCCCAUUCCCGCCGUGGUCGACUCCUUUCCCGUUCUCCUCCCCUCCACCAUUUCCGAAGCGAUUCUAAAAAAAAAAAUUAUUUUAAAUUAGUUUAAAACAGUGAGAGAGCGACGCAUCUUUGAUCGCGAGAGAUCGAGGAGAGAUGUGGCGAAGCUGUUUAUCUCGAGCCUUGCGCCUCUCCGCGAAGAAGCAGCCUCCGAUCGGAGGCGAAGGGCUCCUGCGAUCGCCCCCUUCUUCGCGAUCCCUCUCCACAAGCUCGUCGUCGUAUACAGUUGUGGAUCACACUUAUGAUGCGGUUGUGGUAGGGGCUGGUGGUGCAGGGCUCAGAGCUGCAAUUGGGCUCUCGGAACAUGGGUUUAACACUGCAUGCAUCACCAAGCUUUUCCCUACUCGCUCACAUACAGUUGCUGCGCAGGGUGGUAUAAAUGCUGCUCUUGGAAAUAUGACUGAGGAUGAUUGGAGGUGGCAUAUGUAUGAUACUGUCAAAGGAAGCGAUUGGCUAGGUGAUCAGGAUGCUAUUCAGUAUAUGUGCAGAGAAGCACCAAAAGCAGUUAUUGAGCUUGAAAACUAUGGACUGCCAUUUUCCCGAACAGAAGAUGGAAAGAUAUAUCAACGUGCUUUUGGAGGCCAAAGUUUGAAUUUUGGAAAAGGUGGUCAAGCCUAUCGCUGUGCAUGCGCUGCUGAUCGAACAGGCCAUGCUUUGCUGCACACUUUGUAUGGUCAAGCAAUGAAGCACAAUACUCAGUUCUUUGUGGAAUAUUUUGCCUUGGAUCUUCUCAUUGAUCGUGAAGGAACGUGCCAGGGGGUAAUUGCAUUAAAUAUGGAGGAUGGAACUCUUCAUCGUUUCCGUGCUAAAAAUACAAUCCUGGCUACUGGGGGUUAUGGCAGAACAUACUUCUCGGCAACCUCAGCUCAUACAUGUACUGGGGAUGGCAAUGCUAUGGUCGCACGUGCUGGGUUGCCUCUCGAGGAUCUUGAGUUUGUGCAGUUCCAUCCUACAGGCAUUUAUGGUGCAGGAUGCCUCAUUACUGAAGGAGCUCGUGGUGAAGGUGGUAUCCUUAGGAACAGCGAAGGUGAGCGUUUCAUGGAACGAUAUGCUCCCACUGCCAAGGAUCUUGCAUCACGUGAUGUUGUUUCAAGGUCUAUGACGAUGGAAAUUAGAGAAGGACGUGGUGUAGGCCCCUUAAAGGAUCACAUCUAUUUGCACCUGAAUCACUUACCCCCGGAAGUUCUGAAGGAAAGACUUCCUGGCAUAUCUGAAACAGCUGCUAUUUUCGCCGGAGUUGAUGUAACAAAGGAGCCCAUUCCUGUUUUGCCUACUGUGCACUACAAUAUGGGUGGUAUCCCCACUAAUUAUCAUGGCGAGGUAGUUCAUAUAAAAGGCAGUGACCCAGAUGCAGUAGUUCCUGGUCUGAUGGCUGCUGGGGAAGCAGCUUGUGCUUCUGUUCACGGCGCAAAUCGGCUUGGUGCAAAUUCUUUGCUUGACAUAGUAGUUUUUGGAAGAGCUUGUGCGAACAGGGUUGCCGAGAUUUGCAAGCCAGGAGAGAACCAGAAGGCUCUUGAGAAAGAUGCUGGAGAGCAGACCAUUGCCUGGUUGGAUAAGUUGCGGAAUUCGAAUGGUUCACUCCCAACCUCAAAGAUCCGUCUCAACAUGCAACGUGUGAUGCAGAAUAAUGCUGCUGUUUUCCGAACCCAGGAAACAUUAGAAGAAGGUUGCCAGCUGAUUGACAAGGCAUGGGAGAGUUUUCGUGAUGUCAAUGUUCGUGACCGUAGUCUAAUAUGGAAUUCGGACUUGAUAGAGACAAUGGAGCUGGAAAAUUUAUUGAUAAAUGCAUGUAUAACUAUGCACUCGGCUGAGGCAAGGAAGGAGAGCAGAGGAGCUCAUGCUCGUGAAGAUUUCACCAAAAGAGAUGAUGAGAACUGGAUGAAACACACGCUAGGGUACUGGGAGAACGGGAAGGUCAGGCUAGCGUACCGGCCUGUCCAUAUGAACACUCUAGAUGACGAGAUCGAGUCAUUCCCACCAAAAGCGCGUGUUUACUAGAACCCUUAUUGUCGAUCUUUUGUCGAUUUUUUCCUGAGGCCAACUGAUAGCGGACUGAUCUGCAAGUUACAAAUAAAGCGUUGGUGCAGCUGCCAUUUUUCUGAAGAACAUACAUUUGCUUUAUUUCAAAGGGUAUAGUUGAUAAUUGAUACCCAAAUGCCUCUUAUUUCAAUGCCAUGGCUAGACUAAUGCCAAAUGAAGUUGCAUUUCUCCAUCUCAAAUAAUAGCAAAUUUUCCUAGUGUACAACUGCAUGUGUAUCUUCUUGGAUCAUUGUACGCAAUAGAAAUAGCGGUGCUUGUGGUUACUUUUUAAUUUUA